Colletotrichum scovillei is the source of this 3815-nucleotide messenger RNA. RefSeq lists its product as uncharacterized. The transcript is spliced from 5 exons. The record is from RefSeq and is a predicted model, not a curated record. NCBI's taxonomy places the organism in Eukaryota, Fungi, Ascomycota, Sordariomycetes, Glomerellales, Glomerellaceae. The coding region runs from base 1604 to 3310 and encodes 568 amino acids. Gene Ontology annotation, molecular function: ATP binding; protein kinase activity. Gene Ontology annotation, biological process: spliceosomal complex assembly; regulation of mRNA processing; protein phosphorylation.
GACGUGUGUGUAUCCGUACAGAGAGAUAGAGGGGGAGAGCGGCCCUGAUGGAUUCAAUCAAUUCCUUACCUUCAUUGCCGCAACUCUCGACCUUCGACUCGAACUGAGACGCCACUUCUCUGAUUGCCCUGCUCUAUUCCCCGCCAUCCACCCAUCCAUCCAUCCCAUUGCCUUGUGCAUCCCAUCACCCCCCAUCCCAUCCCAUCCUGCCCCCCUCUGCACCCGCAUCACCUCGACCUCGCCGUGUCUUGCGCCUUCUUCCCGGUUCUUACCUACCUUAGCAGCCACCUUCCUGCGUUGGCUCACCCUCAGCAAUACCUUGUCUCCCCCAAUCAGAGCUUCGUGCCUUGCCUUGCAGAUACCUCACCAUCACCCUAAUCCCGCCAACCUCCUCUACCUCUAUCUAACACGACAGAUACCUAAUUACCACCCUUUACAUGAACGCCAGCCGCCAGCGUCACCCCGACUACCGAACCUCGUCAUCUUCCGGUCGCUCCCCAUAUCAUCCAAGCUCAGACCACGCCUACCCGUACCUAAAGACUUCGUAUCGCGAUCCAUCUUGUUCGACUCAUCCCCAGCUGUUCGUUUUCUCUCGACACUGCACGCCGUCCACAUACACCGCAGGGAAUAAUCCAAAAUCCCACUCCAUAUUUCUACCAAUCGCCCGCGCUCCUGCUUCACCCGCUCGCGCCUUCCGUCUUGGCCACCUGGUUGCAACAACACCACUGCCCUCCGAAUUUCAUUCAGCUCGAUUCACCAACACAACCACAAACAAUAACAGCAGCGAGAUUACCUUAGCUUUCCUCGCGAGGACGCAAUCGCCUGAUCACAUCGUACCCAAGAGACAUAAGCCAUAAUCAAACACUCCACCUGGCUUCCGAGAACACCACAAUCACAAUCACGACAACCGUCGACGUUAGGAUAUCGCGCAAGUCUAAGGGUUCCCAACCACAAACGACCCCGUCGCAUCCCAUCUCAACACAGCGCAACACAUCUGAUGAAUCGCUGUCGCAGACCCGCGUGCUGCUAGUAACUGGACGCACCUUAGAUCCAGUUACACACUUCCUCUUUGCUCCUCCGUGGAGCCUGUCGCCACGCUCCUGGUCGCCAUCGCACAUCGACGCUGCCGCUGCGCCCCUCUCGCAAAAUCCCGCUCGUCAUUUUUGGUCUUCACUCCCCCGCCUCGACCUCUCCGGCUCGUGUCUCUGGACUUUUUUCUCUCACCCCACCAAACUACUGCCCAAGACCGGCAGCCCGACUUGUCCGACUGUCAUCUUCUCGCGGGAACUACUUGCAUCGGCUGUCAAGUUGUCUGAUAUCAUACCAAUCGAGGCGCGAGGCCAGCCAUCACAGACGGGAAUAGCGGAUUGACACUGCGCACAGCUGCUUCAAGUCGUUGCACUGCAAUCAGACACCCGAGCUUAGUCUGCUCAUCACAGGACGAAGCAUCACCAAUCCAAGGCCGUCACAGCGGCGCGCACCGCCGCCCUCGAACUGCCAGUCUGGACCCUCGAGCUCGACUUGUUCCCCCCAACUUGUCCCCCACACUACCCGACCCGGACGACACCUCGCAUUCCAGCUUGCACAUUCCACACAGCCUAUCAUGAACGGCACUCAACAGACCCAAGACGCUGUCGCACAAGAGCCAUUGCAGUCAGCAGCCGCCAAUGUCAAUGCUGCUGCCAACGCCAAUGGUUCGUCGACGGCGGCUAAGAAGCGUAAGAAGGAGAGCCUGAAGCCCAUUAUUACCACCGAGACACCACCAACCCAUCAAUUGUCCGCUGCUAUGCAGAACUCGCCGACUUCGACAUCAUCCGGCGAAGACCCCGCCGAGAACACAGCCGACGAGGAGGAUUCCGAGGAUUACUGCAAGGGCGGCUACCACCCCGUCCAGAUUGGCGAAAAGUUCAAGGACGGAAAGUACACCAUCGUGCGCAAGCUUGGAUGGGGCCAUUUCUCCACCGUCUGGCUUUCUAGAGACAACAACUCUGGCAAGCAUGUCGCCUUGAAGGUUGUUCGCUCUGCCGCGCACUACACCGAGACCGCCAUCGACGAAAUCAAGCUCCUCAACAAGAUUGUCCAGGCCAAGCCAGACCACCCCGGCCGCAAGCAUGUGGUCAGCUUGCUCGACUCCUUUGAACACAAAGGUCCCAACGGCACACACGUCUGCAUGGUGUUUGAAGUCUUGGGCGAGAACCUCUUGGGUCUCAUUAAGAAAUGGAAUCACCGAGGUAUCCCUACGGCUUUGGUCAAGCAGAUCACGAAGCAAGUACUGCUCGGCCUCGACUACCUACACCGCGAAUGUGGCAUUAUUCACACCGAUUUGAAGCCCGAGAACGUCCUCAUCGAAAUUGGCGACGUCGAACAGAUUGUUAAGAAGGUCGUUAAGAGCGAACCUGGCGACAAAGAGAACAACAGAAACGGUCGCAGGAGGAGACGCACUCUCAUCACAGGCAGCCAGCCGCUACCGUCUCCUCUGAAUGCCAGCUUCAACCACAACAACCUCUUCCCUAGCACCAACUCCAGUCUCAGCCAAGUGCUACACGAAGAUGGCAAGACAUCUAGCAACGCUUCCCCGAAGCGCGACGCUGAUCAAAAGACGCGCGAAAAGACAGCUGAUCUCCUCACAAAGGAAGUUUCCGGCAUUUCACUCGACAAGACCAACUCACCAUCUUCAGGGGAUAAGCGCAAGGCGGAUGAUGCGCAUGCAUUCGAUGUUAUCAGCGUCAAGAUUGCGGAUUUGGGCAACGCCUGUUGGGUCAACCACCACUUUACCAAUGAUAUCCAGACCCGGCAGUAUCGGUCGCCUGAGGUCAUCCUGGGCGCGAAAUGGGGCGCCAGUACCGAUGUUUGGAGUAUGGCAGCAAUGGUUUUCGAACUCAUCACAGGAGAUUACCUCUUCGACCCUCAAUCCGGAACCAAGUAUGGAAAGGACGACGAUCACAUUGCACAGAUUAUCGAGCUUUUGGGGCCGUUCCCCAAGUCACUUUGCCUGUCUGGCAAGUGGUCCCAAGAGAUUUUCAACCGAAAAGGCGAACUGCGAAAUAUUCACCGCUUGCGCCACUGGGCUCUGACAGACGUCCUCCGUGAGAAAUAUCAUUUCAAAGAGGAGGAGGGAAAGCGCAUUGCCGAUUUCCUCACGCCCAUGCUUGAGCUGGUACCUGAGAAGCGUGCCAAUGCUGGAGGUAUGGCUGGGCAUGUGUGGCUCGACGACACGCCGGGAAUGAAGGGUGUCCGAAUCAAUGGGCUCGAGGUUGGCAGUCGAGGCGAGGGCAUCGAUGGCUGGGCGACUGAGGUGCGGAAACGGUAGGGAGAGUCAGAAACGAUGACCGCUUUGAAUGCAGGGGUGCCACCAAAGAUAUUAACGUAAUUUAUUUGAACGGUCACAGGCUCCCACUCCCCCUGCAUUGCAUCAUCCGCAUUUCUGCAUCUUUGUCGCCAGCGUUGUUGUACCCUGACUUUGGCUUGAUGUUCGCAACCUUUUUAUAGCACAAUGCGCGAGGUUCCGCUCCUUGCAAGUGCCUAUCACAGAAGCGCUUUGUUCGCUGCUAUACACUCGAAAACUACAACUUGACGAAAGUACUACGAAUGACAGCGGGGAAGGAGAGGAUGAUGAUCGAGGGAGGAGGUAACGAAGGAAGGAAAGGUGAGGAAAGCAGAGGAAACGGAAGGCAAGGGGAUGCAUAUGAGGGAUUGAGAAAGCCGAGCCACAAGUGGUGAAGCAUAAACAGAGUUUGACAGUCUCUGUCGGACACAAUGAAUAGAAUCUAGGAGAACAGGAAAGGAUGGAACAAAUGGGAAGCGCUUACCCUACG